Messenger RNA from Diaporthe citri, 327 nucleotides. RefSeq lists its product as uncharacterized. The coding region runs from base 1 to 327 and encodes 108 amino acids. NCBI's taxonomy places the organism in Eukaryota, Fungi, Ascomycota, Sordariomycetes, Diaporthales, Diaporthaceae. The record is from RefSeq and is a predicted model, not a curated record. The transcript has a single exon.
AUGCUUCCAUCGCGCUUCCAGACCCGAAGUCUCCUGCCACCGCUCUGUGCUGUUACGGUGGGAAUACGCGGAGCUCCACCCAGCCUGCCUCGGCGCUUGUCGGGCCCAGAGGCACUGUGCGCCCUGUACUGUAUGUCACUGUGCCCCAGCGCAGGUGAGCAGGUCUGGCUCGUCGGUCGGGGUGUGAUUCCUCCCCGUGGAGACACAAUCCUCUCACGGGAUGACACCGACACCGAGGCUGGAGGACGUGUGAGCGCAUGUGAGGCGGGCGACCGCACAGGUCAGGCAGAGGUGCAUGAAGGUGAGUGCAUCAAGAGGCGCGAAUAA